UUUGGUAGUCUGUUUGUUGGCAACUUUUGCGUGUCAUAAAAGCAUUGCGAUUGUCAGUUUAACCAUUAACUUGCAGGGUGACAGUCAGGUUGACUGCUGGUGGCUUGAGGCUGCUUUUAAGCUGGACAUUACUCUGUCACUGCACUCUGAGGACAUCAACAUAGCAUGAGCAUGAGCAACUUUGGGCAGAUCCUGAAGGAGAUCGGGGAGUUCGGUUUAUUUCAGAAACGUCUAGUGGCUGUAUUAUGUAUCCCCAGCAUUUUUGUCGCUUUCGAUGUGAUCGGUCAGGUUUUUGUUGGCAUGAACUUCCCACAUCACUGCAACACUGACUGGAUCUUGGGCCGAGGACCCAACCUGACGGCUGAGAGACAACGAAAUCUCACCAUCCCCGUGAACAAGGAUGGAAAGUAUGAAAGCUGCGAAAUGUUCACACCUGUGGAUUUGGAUUUGGAAACCAUUGAGGCAUACGGGAUCAACACAACAACGGGAUGCAUAAAUGGAUCAGAUUUUGAAGCAGCCAAAGGUGCCUUCAGCAUUGUGACAGAGUUCGACCUGGUGUGUGACAGGAGCAGUCUGAUCGAGGCAUCGCAGUCCAUCUACAUGGCCGGUCUUCUGGUUGGAGCGUUUGUGUUGGGGCAGAUGGCUGACAGGUUUGGUCGACGCUUUGUGGUCCUGCUUUCACACCUUCUCCUACUGUUGUUUGGUGUCGGCGCUGCUUUCUCACCCAACAUCUAUGUUUAUAUAGUUCUCAAAUUUUUAGCUGGCAUCUCAAUUUCUGGCAUCAUUGCUAAUGCGUUUGUGAUAGGUGGAGAAUGGAGUGAUUCUUCCAAGUUUGCUCUCUGCACCAUUAUCGGCCACACUUUUUCCCCUGUUGGAAUGAUGAUGUUGUCUGGCAUCGCCUUUUUGGUCCGUGACUGGAGGAUCCUGCAGCUCGUGCUCUUCAGCCCCCUUGUCCUUGUCCUGGGAAUCUUUUAUUGGAUUCUUCCAGAGUCGGCUCGCUGGCUCAUCACCCAGGGCAGGAAGAAGGAGGCCGUGAAGGAGAUCCGGAAGGCAGCUAAGGUGAAUGGGAGGAAGGUCCCAGAAGACCUGCUGGACAAGCUGGAGGUUGAGGGUACGUCCAAAAGAGGAAGCAUGCUGGACAUCUUCAGGAUAUCAUAUCUGAGAAAACGUGCUCUCGUAAUGAGCUUCAUUUGGUUUGCAACAAGUUUGGUGUACUACGGACUGAGCCUGAACGUUGGCAAUUUUGGUCUUGAUAUCUACCUCACGCAGUUCAUCUUUGGCGCAGUAGAAAUUCCCGCACGUCUGGGCAGUUUGCCUUUCCUCCAGCACUUUGGGAGGAGAAUAUGUCAGGCAGGGGUGUUAUUUUUCGGAGGUGCUGCUUGUCUCGGAUUACUUGCUAUUCCAAAGGAUCUUCCAGUAGUGGUAACAGUCAUAGCUGUACUAGGAAAAUUUGCUGCAACUGCCAGCUUCUCCACAGUCUAUGUUUAUACUGCAGAACUAUAUCCUACUGUUUUAAGGCAGAAUGGUGUCGGUCUGAACUCCAUGUGUGCUCGUGUGGCGGGCAUCCUCGCUCCGCUGAUCAGACUCCUGGACGUCUACCAUCACACCAUCCCCAUGCUGAUAUACGGCAUUGUCCCCCUUGCUGCUGGAUGUUUGUGUUUACUGCUGCCUGAAACCCGCAAUGCUGAACUCCAGGACCACGCUGAACUCCCGAAACCUGAGAAUUGCACGGCGGAGACGGGAUCCGUCACUAAAGAGGCCACAUUAGGAAAGAGCACUAAAAUGUAAUUUAUAUGGACAUGAUUGUUUUUACAGUCUUUUUCAUAUCGGGAGGAGUAGUGUGCUUCCUCUCAGCUGAUACAGUGGUAACGGUAAUCUGUUAGUAUGCAAAGUUUUAACUGAAUCAUGUUCAUAACUGUCAUUAUGUUUCAUAUUUAAUGUCAAAAUUGUAUUUUUUGUACAAUAUUGUUCUGUUAAAAUCUUUUAUCUGUUAAGAAAUUGUUUUACUAUUGCUGAAGUUGUAGACUAUUUGAUAACUGGAAUUUGUAUGAGUAUUAAAAAUGAUAUAUCGUAUAUUUGCUAUGCACUUGUUUUCUCCUCUCAGUUUAAUUGCUGAUCAAUUAACUGUAGAGUAUUUUGGAAAAUGGGA
This is a messenger RNA of Seriola dumerili (greater amberjack), 2149 nucleotides long. It is a transcript of the gene slc22a13b, whose product is annotated as solute carrier family 22 member 13. Bases 166 to 1788 code for a protein of 540 amino acids. The record is from RefSeq and is a predicted model, not a curated record. The transcript has 10 exons. Gene Ontology annotation, biological process: transmembrane transport. NCBI's taxonomy places the organism in Eukaryota, Metazoa, Chordata, Actinopteri, Carangiformes, Carangidae. Gene Ontology annotation, molecular function: transmembrane transporter activity. Gene Ontology annotation, cellular component: membrane.